CCUUUUCCUGUGCCGAAAAAAUUGAGCAGUUUGGGUGUUUUAGCCCUCCGACUCAAUCCAAAGCCAUCGUCCCCGAAAGGCGCGGUACUAGCUUGUAAAAAUGACCGAGCAGAUGACUUUGAGAGGAACCCUGAAGGGUCACAGCGGCUGGGUGACGCAAAUCGCCACAACGCCUCAGUUUCCCGACAUGAUUCUGUCCGCGUCCCGAGAUAAGUCUAUCAUUAUGUGGAAGCUAACCCGUGAUGAGACUAACUAUGGCGUCCCCCAGCGUGCCCUUCGUGGACACUCUCACUUCAUCAGUGAUGUGGUCGUCUCCUCUGAUGGGCAGUUUGCUCUCUCUGGGUCAUGGGAUGGCACUCUGCGCCUCUGGGAUCUCACCACUGGGACCACAACCCGCCGUUUUGUUGGCCACACCAAAGAUGUGCUAAGCGUUGCUUUCUCUGCUGACAACCGCCAGAUUGUCUCAGGCUCCCGUGACAAGACCGUCAAGCUGUGGAACACACUGGGUGUGUGCAAGUACACCAUUCAGGAUGAGGGCCACAGUGAGUGGGUGUCCUGUGUGCGUUUCUCACCCAACAGCAGCAAUCCCAUCAUUGUUUCCUGCGGCUGGGACAAGAUGGUCAAGGUGUGGAACCUGGCCAACUGCAAGCUGAAGACCAACCAUAUUGGGCACACUGGCUUCCUGAACACGGUUACUGUCUCUCCUGAUGGGUCUCUGUGUGCCUCUGGUGGAAAGGAUGGACAAGCCAUGCUGUGGGAUCUGAAUGAAGGGAAGCACCUGUACACUUUGGAUGGUGGUGACACCAUUAAUGCCCUGUGCUUCAGCCCCAACAGAUACUGGCUCUGCGCAGCCACUGGCCCCUCCAUCAAGAUCUGGGAUCUGGAGGGCAAGAUUAUUGUUGAUGAGCUGAGGCAGGAGGUGAUCAGCACCAACAGCAAAGCCGAGCCACCGCAGUGCACUUCUCUGGCCUGGUCUGCUGAUGGACAGACUCUGUUUGCUGGCUACACUGACAACCUGAUCAGAGUGUGGCAGGUUACCAUUGGAACCCGAUAGAAAUUCCAAGAACAAAAUGCUAAGAAUGAACUUGGAUUAAAAUAAAUAAAUAAAUAAAAAUCGGAA
Trichomycterus rosablanca is the source of this 1120-nucleotide messenger RNA. Its product is annotated as small ribosomal subunit protein RACK1-like. Gene Ontology annotation, molecular function: protein kinase C binding; ribosome binding; translation regulator activity. The transcript has 8 exons. Bases 101 to 1054 code for a protein of 317 amino acids. The record is from RefSeq and is a predicted model, not a curated record. Gene Ontology annotation, cellular component: cytosol; nucleus. Gene Ontology annotation, biological process: rescue of stalled cytosolic ribosome; positive regulation of protein phosphorylation. NCBI's taxonomy places the organism in Eukaryota, Metazoa, Chordata, Actinopteri, Siluriformes, Trichomycteridae.